CGUGCCUUUAUAAUCCUCCAUGACGCCUGCUUGAGAUCAUCCUUCUUUUCCCAUUGUUGUUUAGUGAGCCAGCGUGGACAACAACAUGGCAGUACUAGCAAAUGCUGUUUCAGCCUGGUUUCUCAUUGCUAGUGUCAGUUAUGUCUUCUGCCUUCCAAAGGGGGAUGUCAUGAAGAGAGGUGCCGGCGUGGUUGACGUUACAACACCAAAUCCCAACAACCAGACCCAAACUGGGCCUGAUGGUGCUGCAAGUGAAGAUGUUCAAUCAGCUACUCCAACACCUUAUCCCCAGAAUCAGACGGCUGCUGCACAACCUGAAGUUACUGAUGGGCCAAGUGAAGAUGAUGUAACUGCAACUCCUAAUCCCCAAAACCAGACAACACCUGCCCAAACUGAAAAUGCUGAUGGGCUGAGUGAAGAUGCCUCGGCAACUACAAGCCAACAGCCGCCCUCGACAACUACAAGCCAACAGCCGCCCUCGACAAUAAGCCCAACCAAAGAACAGUCGAAGAUCAUCAACAAACACAACACACUGAGGAGCAGAGUGCGCCCCACUGCAAGCAACAUGCUCAAGAUGAGGUGGAAUUCCGAGGCUGCUACCAACGCACAGAGGUGGGCUGACACUUGCUCCUUCGAACACAGUGACCCCAGCGCAAGGGAGAUCAACGGGCGUCCUUGUGGUGAGAACCUGUACAUGGCCAGCAAUAAUAACUCCUGGAGCAACGCUAUCCAGACUUGGUAUGAUGAGGUGAAGGACUUCAAGUUUGGUACAGGGUCCAUCAACGGUGCCACAGUAGGACAUUACACCCAGGUUGUGGCGUACAGGUCAGACCAGCUAGGCUGUGGCAGGGCUUCCUGCCCAGGCUCCAAGUAUUUCUACGUCUGCCAUUACUGUCCAUCGAUGACGGCCUUUCAGGACACCAGACCCUACAAGAGUGGCACUGCCUGUGGGGACUGUAAAAAAUCCUGUGAAGACAAUCUGUGCACCAACCCCUGUCCCUACUUUGACCAGUAUGACGAAUGCCCGAAGCUCAAAACCCGAUGGGGUUGCGACGACGAACAUGUGGCUCCCUGGUGUCCUGCGACUUGCAAAUGUGCCAAUUAUAUUGUCUGAGCUUCAAUACCCGACUGCCACUCCACCCAAAGCCACUACAUGCUUGUCCACUCUGCAAAGUAAUAAAGCUGAUGACCUGAGAA
Molecule: messenger RNA, 1197 nt
Organism: Sardina pilchardus (European sardine)
Lineage: Eukaryota; Metazoa; Chordata; Actinopteri; Clupeiformes; Clupeidae
Product: serotriflin-like
Exons: 11
Coding region: 86-1114 (342 amino acids)
Source: RefSeq, a predicted model, not a curated record